Messenger RNA from Cyphomyrmex costatus, 1189 nucleotides. Its product is annotated as RNA-directed DNA polymerase from mobile element jockey-like. The annotation marks the transcript as partial. Lineage: Eukaryota; Metazoa; Arthropoda; Insecta; Hymenoptera; Formicidae. The transcript has a single exon. Gene Ontology annotation, molecular function: catalytic activity. The record is from RefSeq and is a predicted model, not a curated record.
GAGAUUUCAAUGCUCAUCAUCCGUCGUGGGGAUCUGGAUUUCGCUCCUCCUCGGGUAAGAUCUUGUGUAAAAUCAUCGAUGAUAAUGACUUGUUUCUACUUGGAGGGAAAACGGCUACCUUUGUAAAAACAACGGGCACCUCGACUUCUGUGUUGGAUUUGGUUAUGGUAUCUUCUCAUUUGGCGCCUAUUUGUGAUUCCGAGGUGAUGACGGACACUCUUGGUAGCGAUCAUUUCCCUGUAAUCACUACGGUGGGUACUCAGGUAUUUCUUAAAAGUAAAUUCUGCUAUAAGUUACCUGUUUCUGAUAAAAUAUGCUGCGAUCUUAAGAACGCCCUCUGUGCUGCAGCCAAAAAUCUUCCGGAUUUAACUGACACUGACAAUGACAUAAUCCAUAAUUACAAUCAAUUUACGGAAAGUAUUCUAGAGACAGUCAGGAGCUUUCUUCCAAAGGAAAAACACUUCCCGCGAUCCUCAGUUCAAUCUACUAAAUUAGAGUCUCCCCCUUGGUGGAAUGAAUUGUGCUCAGAGGCGGUUCAACGCAGAAAGGAGGCCAUUAAGGGGUUUCUCUCGACGCCUUCGGAAGGCACAUAUUCGGAAUUUCGUAAAGCCCGCGUCGAUUGCUCUAAGACUCUCUCGGAACAGAAGCGCUUGGGCUGGCGUAAGCUUGUUGGCAGUUUUAAUUUUAGAACUCCCACCAAUAAAAUUUGGGCCCUAAUUAGGAGCUUCAAAAGGAAAUCGUCAUGUUCGGACCUUUCGUCGCCGGAACGCAUGCAGGCUGUCAGUGAGGCCAUCUCCAAAUUGUGUCCUUCUUCCUCGUUCUAUAACAAGUCGCAGACACUUGCUGAUAUGAAGGCGGAGGAUGAACUAAAUCCCAAUGUAUGCACAUGGCUGGAUGAUCCCUUUACGUAUGAGGACCUUCGAAUUGCAAUCGAGUCAUCGCGAGGUAACUCCGCUCCUGGCUUGGAUCAAAUUAGUUAUAGGAUAAUAAAACUGUUACCUCUAGGUUUUGAAAGUUGCUUACUUUCCAUUUUUAAUGAAAUUCUUUCUCAGGGUGUGUUUCCGGAUUCAUGGAAAACUUCGUUAGUUGUACUCAUUCCCAAACCUGGUAGUAGCUCGGUCAGACCUAUCUCUCUUAUGUCAUGUGUCUGCAAGCUUAUGGAGCGGAUUCUUUACAGAAAACUGAGCUG